Messenger RNA from Penicillium pulvis, 1353 nucleotides. Its product is annotated as Major facilitator superfamily domain-containing protein 10. The record is from RefSeq and is a predicted model, not a curated record. Gene Ontology annotation, cellular component: brush border membrane. The coding region runs from base 1 to 1353 and encodes 450 amino acids. Lineage: Eukaryota; Fungi; Ascomycota; Eurotiomycetes; Eurotiales; Aspergillaceae. Gene Ontology annotation, biological process: transmembrane transport. Gene Ontology annotation, molecular function: transmembrane transporter activity. The transcript is spliced from 2 exons.
AUGCCCGUUGAUAACGUCCUGCGUAAGCAGGUCUUCAAAGUGUUGUUUAUCUCGCUGCUCUUGGAUCUGAUUUCCUUUACCUUCAUUCUCCCGCUUUUCCCAUCUCUACUAUCGUUCUAUCGCGCGCAGGAUUCGUCGUCAAACUCUCUUCUUAAUCGCAUUCUCCACUACCUCAACGCCUACAAGAAUUCAUUUGCUCACCCUAUCGACUCACACUAUGACAUUGUUCUACUUGGUGGAGCCCUCGGCUCACUCUUCUCCCUUCUUCAAGCUAUUGUUGCCCCCAUCAUUGGUUACCUGUCUGAUCGUUACGGUCGUCGUCGCAUUUUGUUAACUGCAAUGUUCGGCAAUAUACUCAGUGUCGCUCUUUGGGUCUCUGCAACAGACUUCCGCACAUUCUUGGCCAGUCGUGUGGUUGGCGGCCUCAGUGAAGCCAAUGUGCAGCUGGCAAAUUCCAUUGUUGCAGACAUCACGGACGAGUCAAGUCGCAGCGCGUCGAUGGCUCUUGUCGGGGCAUGCUUCAGCAUUGCUUUCACAUUCGGCCCUAUGCUCGGCGCCGCGCUGAGCUCGGUGGAGAUUGUCACGGCAAACCCCUUUAUUACAGCAGCUCUGGUAUCGUUCGUUCUUGUUUUCCUGGAGACGGUUUACCUUUGGGCUUACUUGCCAGAAACCCAUCCACGCUUGACUACGCUGAAACGUGUAGACGAGGCCAAAGGUUUAUCUGGUAAAAAGCCGGCAACGAAGACGAAAUCGGGUACCCCUACCAUCCCUAGCAGAAGUACCAACAAUCCCGCCAUUAUCAGUACCAUCUACUUCUUUUUUCUAUUGCCAUUUUCUGGGCUGGAAUUUUCCCUACCUUUUCUGGUCGCUACUCUACAAACUGGUCCGAUGAAAAUGAGCCCCGCUGCUUUGAACGGUCGUCUUCUUUCCUUGAUAGGCUUGACCUCAUCUAUUCUUCAAGGGACUGCUGUGCGGAAACUUCCACCUCUUCUUAUGGUGAGACUAGGUAUCAUUACCUGUGCGCUGUCGUUCUUCAGUCUAGCACACAUAUCAUCAUUCUCAGGGCUCUAUGUUGUGAGUGGCUUGUUGGCUAUAACUAGUGCUACUGUGGUCACCGGUCUUAAUGGCCUCUGCAGCUUAGAGGCGGAUGACACUGAUCGGGGUGCGGUGAUGGGCCGCCUUCGAGGCUGGGGGCAGGCCGGGCGUGCAACAGGCCCUAUUGUGUUCUGCACCUUUUUUUGGUGGGCUGGCCGCCCUGUUUCAUAUACGAUCGGUGGGCUGGCAAUGUGCAUGGUCGCGCUAGGCUCGUUGAUCUUGCUAAAAUCCCCUUCUUUACAUGUCAAGACAAAAUAG